Colletotrichum truncatum is the source of this 309-nucleotide messenger RNA. RefSeq lists its product as uncharacterized. NCBI's taxonomy places the organism in Eukaryota, Fungi, Ascomycota, Sordariomycetes, Glomerellales, Glomerellaceae. The record is from RefSeq and is a predicted model, not a curated record.
AUGGCGUGGGGUAAAAAACCGCAAGCGCAACCUUCUACAAUCAGUCAGAUUCUCCCCCUCAUCAUCACCAUUAGUUUCAUAGCCUGCGUUGCUUGGGUACUCUGGCAGGUCUAUAUUUCUGUCGCCAAAAUGCAGGAGUCGGCAUCGGAGAAGAUGGGCAAGAAAAAUGUUGUCUUCACCAAAGAUGGCGUUCGCGUAGGCGUCAAGCACACCAGCAACGAAAGAUAUGUCGACCAGACCCAGAGCUGGGUCGUUAAAGCCUGGAACCUCAGCGGGAACACCGUCGGCCAGAUCAAGAAGACUAAAUAG